GCUCGAGCACGCGCGUGACGUCACCACAUAACGUGACUUUGUUAUUGCCUGAACGUAUCGUCCCCCGAAUCAUCUUUGUGUGAAACAUCUUCCCCUUGAAAACAUCUUCCCGUUUAACACACAACGUUGUUCAUCUUUCAUCAUCGUUACCCCUCGGCAAUCGGUGAUAUUAGUGGUCGACUAUUAUCGCAGUUCGUUACGGUAUCGUACGAACAUUGACGUGUUGUCUUGCCGAGGCCUCACCCAGACCCUCGCUCUUGCCUAGUCUCGCUGCCGUGGUAGGCCGCCCCCGAGGCCGAUCUCCGCGAUUACACUUUAACAUUAUUUGUCGAUAGGUUCUGAAACCACAACAACAUUGCGAUGCAUCCUGUAGAGGACACUGCGUCGACUGAGCAAAAAACUUCAUUCGAAAAGAAGCCGUGGAACAUUAUGAUCAAACAUCGGCAGAUCGCACGGAGGGGUCGGCGCUCUCAAAUUGGGCUCAGCUUCACUGAGCCGGCCACCUCCAUGGAACUGCUGCGCAUUGUGCUGCAGCCGUACAUUAACAACGACAUCCGUGCUGUGCUCAACAAAUACUCUCACUUUGUGCAGAAAGCAGCGCAAAAUGUGCGUGACAACGUGGGAGAGGGGGUGGAUGCGGCUCACCUGGUGAGAGAUACAAUACGCAACUGCCUCGAGCAGGCCAAGAUGAUGUACCAGGAGCCAGGCAAAGUCAGUGUUAAACACCAGCAGCAUCAUCAAGAAUCUACUGCAGCCAAGAGGCCAAAGCUGAGCAAUGAUGUCCAGGAGUCUGUGAAGUCAGAAUCAGCACCCAGGAAGAGAAAGGGGCGUCCUCCAAGCCACUUCACAUCGUAUGAGCGCAAGGCACCCAGCACCUCUGUCUCAAAAAUCAAACCGAAUGAGCCCGUGCGCAAGGAAGGCCCCAAGUGGGACUCUUCUCGCCUGGUGGAAUCGACCACAUUUGUCCUGGGAUCUCGAGCUAACAAAGCUCUAGGUAUGGGUGGAACGAGAGGCCGUAUUUACAUAAAACAUCCAGGUGUGUUUAAGUAUGCAGCGGACACGCAAGACAAGCACUGGCUGGCAGAGAGACAUCACAUGCCAGCUACAGGGGGAAAAAUGGCCUAUCUGCUUCUGGAACAAGAUAUCCGUGAGUUGGUCGAGAGUGAUGAGUACAGGAACUGCCCGGAGCUACUUCCGGACGAGAUUAAACCAUUCUCUGUGCCAGUUUGGAUGCUGGACAAGAUGGGGCGCUGCAUGGAGGCUGCGCGCACUGACCGAGACUAGAUGGAGUGCAGGGCACGGGACCGAGCAAAUGAGACAAAGUGCAGGCACACAAUGGCCAAGGGAACCACUGCAGAGAUGAGACAGUUCAAAGAUGAGGUGGUCACGAGAUAGAAAGGCGAGAUAUGAAAAUAUUCACUCUCCUCCAUGCAGUGAUGCAAUUGUCGAUAAUCAGUUCACGAUGCACAUCAAGAAUCUAUUCUUUUUCUGCAGGAUUGUAUUGUCUCGUUUGUAUUGUUUCCACAUUUCUCCCUCUUGUAUUGUUUCCCAUACACAGGGUUGCCACCUUUUCUGCAGACCAAACCCAGACACAUUCUCAGCCAGUCUAGGCCUAUCAAAACUGUGCAGUUCACAGGAAUAAAGUUCAAUACGACACGGGUUCGAAAUGUCAUGCAAUCAAUUCCUGCCACCAGAACACAGAUGCCAUUUCCCAGACUGUCUGAGCUGAACCCGAGCAGGGGCAAAUCUAUCUAUACAGCUCUACACUGAAACUUGAAUUCUCAGAAACGUAUAUAUAUACACCAUUCUAUAGCAUAAUCAUUUGCACUUAUUACGAACCUUCACAAUGUCUCAAGGCGCCAUAUAGAGCUAACUAACACAAAACAAAGUAACACUGGUAAACGAAGACACGUUAGUACACGAGCAUUGAUUUACAAUCGGUGUGCUAUGGUUUCACGCUGUUUUUGGAAUUAAAGAAAGGGAAAGAACCUCAAGCCCCCACUCCUACACUCCCGCCUCCCCCAUUAGUAGUGGCAGAGUGCAACAGACAGCUGUCAUCCUCCACCCCCAGACCUCUCAACCUCUCAUUCCCUUUGGUUGUGCAUGCGCAAUUGUGCAGACACGGAGACGCACACAGACGUGGAGACAAAUACGUGGAGUCGCACGCAAAGAUAUAGACACAUGCGUGAAUACUCACCCACGAGACAUACGGAAGCACGUAUACACGGAAAUGGACAGUGAUGCAGAGACAAACGAGACAGGCAUGAAGACACAGACAUGCAGAGACACGGAGAUGCACAAAGACUUGAAUACACCCACACACAGACAUAAAUAUACCCACACACAGACACAAAGACAGCAAGACGCAGAGAGAGACACUUUCAUACAUCGACACACCGAUACAAAUAUACUUGCAGACACGGAGACACAAAUGCAGAGCAUGGAGACUCAUAGAUACGAAAACAGAUGAAUACACUCACCAAGACAUGGAGAUACAAAGAGACGGACAGGAAUAUACUCAGACACGGAGACGCGCAGUUGCGCACAUUUCUGUCAAAGAUUUCUGAUGAGAUUAAAAGCCAGGGAUUCUGAAUUCUCUCUCCGCUACAGCGCUUUCCCACCCAUGCACUCGGGCCCACAGUGACUUGUUUGGUUCGGUGUGUUGUGAAGAUUGAGCAAGCUCGAACGUGAGUGCCGUGGAAUAAGCUUGAGAAGCACUGCACUCGAGGAUCUGGUGUCCCAAUUCCCGCAACAAUAAAACAAAUUACUUCUUAAACUUC
Molecule: messenger RNA, 2780 nt
Organism: Petromyzon marinus (sea lamprey)
Lineage: Eukaryota; Metazoa; Chordata; Hyperoartia; Petromyzontiformes; Petromyzontidae
Gene: DNTTIP1
Product: deoxynucleotidyltransferase terminal interacting protein 1
Cellular component (GO): nucleus
Molecular function (GO): DNA binding; nucleosome binding
Source: RefSeq, a predicted model, not a curated record